Loxodonta africana (African savanna elephant) is the source of this 4282-nucleotide messenger RNA. RefSeq names its product ADP ribosylation factor like GTPase 15 (gene ARL15). The transcript has 5 exons. Bases 1536 to 2150 code for a protein of 204 amino acids. Gene Ontology annotation, molecular function: GTP binding; GTPase activity. Lineage: Eukaryota; Metazoa; Chordata; Mammalia; Proboscidea; Elephantidae. The record is from RefSeq and is a predicted model, not a curated record.
AAUUCAUUACCUGGGGAUACAAAAAGGGAAGGUGUCAGGAGCCCUGGUAGCACAGUGGUUAAAGUGAUCCACCGCUAAGCUAAAGGUCGUUGGUUGGAAACCACCAAGCGCUAUGCAGGAGAAAGACAUAGCAAUCUGCUUCCAUAGAGAUUUACAGCCUUAGAAGCUCAAUGGGGUUACUAUGAAUUGGAAUCCACUGGAUGGCUGUGGGUAAAACAACAUUUAAACAAUCAGGCGAUCACUUCAGAAAGGUUUUAGUUGAUGUUUCAUUCUUGAAACGUUAUUGUAUGGAAGCUCUAAUUAUAAUACAGAUGAGAGCAAUCCCCUUCUCCUCCAUUCUCCUUAACGCCUUAGGGUCACUGUAAUCACCUCACUCUGUUAUGUUGCAUGUUGUCUGGUAUAGUGUAGUUGUUCAUAUACUGAAGCCCCAGUGUUCUUAUUCAGCUUCUUACUUGAUUCAGCUCAAAGCAUUAGUGAAAUCCCAAUGCCAGUUUCCCAGUUAUUAAAGAAACGCACAAGUCUCAAGUGCAUCUCUCCAUACAUAUUUUUUUUACCUUUUAAAAUGACAUGGGGUCACAAGUGUUACUUUACUCGGAUCUUUUCGGAGAGCUUCUUUUUCUAUUGCUCCUUUUAUUCAGAGGCGUUGUAUUUGUGCUCAGUGUAACUGGACUUAAAGCUUGCCAAAAACUGAUGAGUUCUUCUUCCCAAGUGUUUGAGAAUUACAACUGACAACAGUGAAUCCCUAAACUUUUUUUCUUUCACAUGGUGGACAGAGUUCUCAGGCAGGCGGCAGUCUGGAGUUCAGAUAAGAGGGCGCCUCCUGUGUGUGUCGCGUGUGCACGCCCAGGGACAUCAGGCAGCAGUUGUCCGCCUUAGCAGUUUCACAAGACGAAGGUGAAGCGGAGUCUUCCGGGUCCCGAAUCCCGUACAGUUUUGCCUGUUCACAAAGUACGCUCUUCCACACUUCUCGUCCCGGCAGUACCCGUUUCGCGACGGCAGAGCCUUUAAGAAAGCGCUCCCAAAAGAGACAUUAAGUGUCUGUGGCUACCUCGCCUCCCACAUUGCAACGCUUGCUUCCUACUGGGGAGGGCUGGAAGGGACUCCAAGAUUCCCUGGUACAGGAGCACAGAGCUCUGCUACGCUUUAUCUAACCAGGAGGCUACAGAAGCACACACAACUCCGGCGGUGGCAGCACCUGCCGAUUUUCCGCUCUUCCCGGCUGGCUCUUCGGCUUGCGCCGCCCUACGCCUGCCCUGCACCCUCCGAACCGAGGCAAGCAGCCUCGCCUCUCCCGCGCUUCUCUCCAGCCCCCCGCACUGGCCUGCCUUUUAUAGGCCCCGCAGCCAAUCAGCACUAGCCUUUCCUUCUUCUCGCGCGACCGGCCAAUCGCCGCGCCCCUUGUGUAAUCUUCGUCUUCUCGGCUGCUCUCGGCUAUUUUCGCUGUUGCUGGCUUUUCAGGGGCUGCUUGCUCGCAGCCAGAGACGCUCCUUUUUUUUUCCGGGUUCGGAGCCGUUCCGGAUGCUUUAGACUGCCGGAUGUCUGAUCUCCGAAUAACUGAGGCGUUUCUGUACAUGGAUUAUCUGUGUUUUAGAGCACUCUGCUGCAAGGGACCACCACCUGCACGACCCGAAUAUGACCUGGUUUGCAUAGGACUCACGGGUUCUGGCAAGACCAGUUUGUUGUCAAAGCUGUGUAGCGAAAGCCCUGAGAACGUCGUGUCGACCACAGGUUUCAGUAUAAAAGCAGUGCCAUUCCAGAAUGCCAUCUUGAAUGUAAAAGAACUUGGAGGGGCUGAUAAUAUUCGGAAAUAUUGGAGCCGCUACUACCAAGGAUCUCAAGGGGUAAUAUUUGUAUUAGACAGUGCCUCUUCAGAAGAUGAUUUAGAAACUGCUAGAAAUGAACUGCACUCAGCUCUUCAGCACCCACAAUUAUGCACUUUACCCUUUUUAAUAUUGGCCAAUCAUCAAGACAAGCCAGCUGCUCGCUCAGUACAAGAGGUCAAAAAAUAUUUUGAACUUGAACCACUUGCACGUGGAAAACGCUGGAUUCUGCAGCCCUGCUCUCUGGACGACAUGGACACACUGAAAGACAGCUUCUCUCAGCUGAUAAAUUUGUUAGAAGAAAAAGACCAGGAAGCUGUCAGAAUGUGAAAUCUGGCAAAGAAAGCGGGUUCCCAAAAGGCCUUGAGCCUAUUGUGUUAGUUUCUCAUUUUAAUUUUAUUUUGGUAUCAAGACUAUAAUGGCUUCAGUAUCUAUUUUUCUCUAGUUAACUCAGACUCUCAUCUCUAUCUUAAAGUGAAUAUUCUGUAAACCAGGUGAUCAUCGGCAUUAACGUCAAGCACACACUACUGAGAGAGAAUUUAUUCUCUGUUUACCACUAAUUAUCUUCACCGCAUGUCUAUUCCUUCUGUUGUUCUAAGCAUUUCUUAUAUACUCUGUGCUAAAAUGGAUGGAAUUCAUGGCUCACAGAAAUCAAAUCCCUUAUGAAGGACUCCAAAAGACUCACAAGACCUUGACUAAUUUUCCCUGGGCUUGGGGGCGGAGUGUCCUGUGGCUGGAGCACCACACAAUAUGUGUAUCAUUUUUAAGAUCUCUUGGGGUUUUUAUUUUAUUUUUUAGUUUUUUGUAUACCGAUCUCAUAGACGAUGAGACAAAAAUGAGCACCAAAAACUUCAUUGAAUUACCUUAUCAGGAAAGAAUAUCCUGCCCUAGUAGAAUUAACUUUGAAGAAUUUAGAGACACGUAACGUUUCCUUGAUUACAUCUGAAGGCUCCCCUCCCUCUUUUAAGAGUAAAGACAUUGUUUUUGUUUUUUUGAGAGGGGCUAGAGGAAAUAUAGGCACAGUGCAUGUACCCCUGAUUACUAUUUGAUCAAGGCCUCAAAUAUUUUUUAAAUGGAAAGAUUACCCUGCGUAAAGUCAAACUGCAACAUUAUAUAGGUACCUCUUUCUAAAAAUCCUAAGUGUUUGAUUGAAACAGAGAAAAUAAUUUUUAAAAUAAUGGAUAAAAAUUUUAAAAACAGCCUAAAUAUAGUUUAAACUGACAUAGGGUUUAAACUGGCACAGAUUGUGACAAAGAUAUCAAAGACAGAAUCAUCUGUAUAUUUAUUCAUUAAGUGCUAAUGUAGUUUAAUGGAGUCUGUUAAUGCCUCCAUCUAGUAAUUAAAGGUCUAUCAGUGUUUCUAUUAUAAACCUCUAUUUUCAGGGGUUUCAGUGUGCCCUUAAAAAUGAGCUAGGGGCUGCAGUGAAUAAAUAAUUUUAGGGCCCAGGUUCAAUCUUUGGAGCUAAUUUUUUUUUUCAUUUGAAUUUAAAUGAUAAAAUUAUGUAGAGAUAAAUGUACAGUUUUACUAAGAUUUGAGGCCUUUGACCUUUUCUAAAUCAGUAAUAAUCUAUGGAUAUUGAAGUUUGUGGAUAAAAUACUCUUUGGCAUAUUUUGUAGACUUUUAACCACGUGAAAUACUAAGUGGCCAAACGAUAUAAAACUGCUCCAUACACCUGAGCAAUAAAAACAUGUUUGGAAUUUUUAGGUAGCAUGGACUGCUACCCAUAUACCGCAGACUAACACUGCAUUACAGGGUGACAUAAUACCUUGUUAAUCCUACAGAAGAUAUAUGUCAGAUCCUUAACGUCCUUCCAGUAUAGUUUUUGUGGUUUAAUCUCAUUGGUGGGUUUUGAUGAAAUCAUUACCUUUGAAACAUUGAACCCUUCUUUGAGGUUUUUUAAAAGUGGAGUGGAUCAAAAACGAUUCAUAGUGAUUCGUAUACAACUCUGUCUAUUGCUUCCCUGAAUGUUAUUUACAUUGUCAUCCGCAAGCAGCAUACAAGUUUUAUUCCAGUGACCAGUUACCCAUUAUCCUGUUGUGCUCAUCAUCUAUGAAAAAUAAAUGAUUACUAGGCAUUGCUUCCCCCACAAGUUCAUUAAAUGUAGAAUCUUGUCUUUUUAAGAUACUGUGGCUGAGUGCUCCAAGCCAUCUGUUAAAUGACUUCCCGUUCGUUGUCUGUGUGUGUGUUCAUGUGUGCUGCAGGGAUGGGCUUCUCAGACCCACGACUGUCUGCAAUGUCUCAGCCGUCAGAAUGAAAACAUUAUCAAUCAGUACCCAACAACAGCUGUUUUUGACAAGUUUCUGUCUGACGCCUAAUGCUUUACAACUGUCAAUAAGGCUCCUUCUUUGUCUAGCAGUUCGGAGCUCGCUGGCUUGCUGCUUCCUUGCCGCAUCCUGUCCUUGUAACUCAAGAAUUUGCCCUUUUUGGAAAAUCCACAUGGGGGCAGGGACCGGGACCCUGGA